UGGGCGUUAAAGAUGCCGCCGGUAAACUUAACGGAAGGAGCGAUACCGAUGCUAUCUAACGGUGAAUGGCAAGAAGAUGAGUUUCGACCGGUGUUACAGAUCACAGAUGUUCGGUUAGUUAACACUCAGAAUCAGAGCAAUACUAAUGAACGUUACAGGAUUUUGAUAUCGGAUGGACAGUAUAUACAGCAAGGGAUGUUAGCUACGCAAAAGAAUCAACUAAUUAGGUCUAAACAGAUUCAGAAAGGAAGUAUUAUUCAGAUGAAAGAUUUCGUUCGUAAUGUCAUCCAAAAUCGAGUGAUCAUUAUUAUCAUUGAAUUGGAUGUUUUAGUUGAGGUGUGUGAUCAAAUUGGAGAACCAAAGCAUUAUCUCAAAACUGAUGGUAGUACUCCUCCAGUGCCACGGCCAGCUGCCCAAGUGCAGCCUUCCGCCAAUCAAUUUGUUGGUGUAAGUGGAAAUUCCCAAUCAUUUGCUGCUGUUUCAGCUACUUCAGUCUCAACUCCAAGACCAAAUAUGACUGGAGGGGUGCAAUCUCCAGAGACAAACCGUAGCAGUGUUUACAGUACUCCCUCUGUUGGGAAUUUGGACUCUGGACGAUAUGGUUCAAGUGCACCUCUUUACCCCAGAGCAGAAUCUGGUCCUGCGAUUUCACGGGCUCCAGUGAAUUAUGUGCGGCCGCCACAGCCUUCUUAUCAGCAGCCUCCUCAGUCUUCUUAUCAGCAGCCACCACCGAUGUACUCAAACAGAGGACCUAUAGCCAAGAAUGAUGCACCUCCGAGGAUUGUUCCAAUCGCUGCUCUCAAUCCAUAUCAGGGUCGGUGGACUAUAAAGGCCAGGGUAACCGCAAAGGCUGAACUCAGACACUACAACAAUCAAAGGGGUGAUGGAAAAGUAUUCUCUUUUGAUCUUCUUGAUUCUGAUGGAGGAGAAAUAAGGGUGACCUGUUUUAACUCUGUAGCUGACCAAUUUUACCACCAGAUCGAGCCAGGUAGAGUUUAUCUAAUUUCAAAAGGAAGCUUGAGACCAGCGCAGAAAGCUUUCAAUCACCUUCCAAAUGAUCAUGAAAUUAUGCUUGAGACCACAUCUGUAGUUCAACCUUGUUUUGAGGAUGACAGGACUAUACCUCAGCACCAAUUUCAUUUUCGGCCAAUCAGUGAUAUUGAAGCCAUGGAGAACAACAAUGUGAUAGAUGUGAUUGGUGUGGUGUCUUCAAUAAGUCCAUCUACUUCAAUAAUGAGGAAAAAUGGUACAGAAACUCAGAAAAGAGCCCUCCAGCUGAAGGACAUGUCUGGCAGAAGUGUUGAAUUAACUUUGUGGGGAAAUUUCUGCAAUGCGGAAGGUCAAACACUUCAGAAUAUGUGUGAUUCUGGGGCUUUCCCUGUUUUAGCAGUCAAAGCUGGUAGAGUAAAUGAUUUUAAUGGCAAAUCUUUAGGUACUAUAUCUACAAGCAAGUUGUUUAUAGAACCAGAUUUUCCUGAAGCUCUAAAAACGAAGGAAUGGUUUGAAAGGGAGGGAAAGAACAUGCCGUCAAUGUCACUGUCACGAGAAGUCAGCAGCAUUGGUCGGACAGAUGUGCGGAAAACUAUAUCUCAAAUCAAAGAUGAACGGUUGGGCACUUCUGAGAAACCAGAUUGGAUCACUAUAAGUGCCACUGUUACAUUUAUAAAGGUUGACAAUUUUUGCUAUACUGCAUGUCCCCUCAUGAUAGGAGAUCGACAGUGCAACAAAAAAGUGACAAAUAAUGGGGAUGGGAAAUGGCGGUGUGACAGGUGUGAUCAGACUGUUGAUGAAUGUGAAUAUAGGUACAUCCUCCAGUUCCAGAUUCAGGACCAUACUGGCUUAACAUGGGUUACUGCAUUUCAAGAAUGCGGUGACCAGAUCAUGGGUAUAUCUGCAAAAGAAUUGUAUUUCAUAAAAUAUGAGGAGCAGGAUGAUGAUAGGUUUGCAGAAACCAUGCGUAAUGUUUUAUUCAACAAGUUUAUAUUUAAAUUGAAAGUGAAAGAAGAGAUGUUCAGUGAUGAACAGCGAGUUAAGUCAACAGUGGUCAAAGCUGAGAAGCUGAACUUCCAAUCAGAGACCAAGUUUCUGUUGGACUUGAUAGACAAGAUCAAUGGGCAGGAAUCGAGCACUCUACCUCCCAUGACAGAUAAUGCAACUCCAAGUUCAGGGUUUAAUAAUGCUGGAUUUGGGAGCAAACUCAAAGAACCGAUGAACCCCGUUACAAGCUAUGGUGGCAGCAAUAGCAGUAUCAGCAGAGAGAGUGGACUGCAGGGAAAUCGGCAAGGUCCGUAUGGAAAUCAGCCUACUGGCUCGCAGUUUGGUCCGACUGGUUCUUCUACAGGCAUGUAUAUGAGCUGUAAUAGUUGUGGUGGAACGGGCCAUAGUGCCUCAAACUGUCCAAGCGUCAUGAGUGGUCAGAGCCAGGCAUAUGGAGGUGGUUUUGGCAAUAGGGCAACUUCAGGGAUGAGCAGUGGGGGUGCUUCCGGUGAGUGCUAUAAAUGCCAUCAGUUUGGACAUUGGGCAAGAGAUUGCCCAGGUGUAAGCAAUGCAUCUGCUGUCAAUAACAUGACGCCUGGAAGAUACGGGAAUACUCCAAGGCAACACGUUGGCGGAUUUUAAUGAACCUUUUGAGUGUAUAAAGUUGUCCUGUACCGGUAGAUGCCUUCUCUUAGGUACCAUCAUGGAUCAUAUUUUGCUUUAGAGAAUGAGGCUUGCCUAUCGCCAUCUGACUGUACAGUGGCCACUUGGGGCUGAAAUAUUGGGCCGACUGUCCCUGGAUGGAGGGGUCUAUAAGUCUUGUCCUUGUUUUGAGUGACAUUUCGUUGCUCUUUCCCUGUAAAUUAUUUUCCUGUUUUAAGCGAUCUCUUUCUUUGUGGUUCGACCUUUUAAGAUAAUAACUGUGUUACAUUGUAGACUGUUAUGGUAAUGUUAUCCCAUCUUUUUCAUC
This is a messenger RNA of Lycium ferocissimum, 2947 nucleotides long. Its product is annotated as replication protein A 70 kDa DNA-binding subunit A-like. Gene Ontology annotation, biological process: telomere maintenance via telomerase; double-strand break repair via homologous recombination; DNA replication. Gene Ontology annotation, molecular function: zinc ion binding; single-stranded telomeric DNA binding; damaged DNA binding. The transcript is spliced from 2 exons. Gene Ontology annotation, cellular component: nucleus; DNA replication factor A complex. NCBI's taxonomy places the organism in Eukaryota, Viridiplantae, Streptophyta, Magnoliopsida, Solanales, Solanaceae. Bases 13 to 2619 code for a protein of 868 amino acids. The record is from RefSeq and is a predicted model, not a curated record.